Messenger RNA from Malus domestica (apple), 510 nucleotides. NCBI's taxonomy places the organism in Eukaryota, Viridiplantae, Streptophyta, Magnoliopsida, Rosales, Rosaceae. The record is from RefSeq and is a predicted model, not a curated record.
AUGGCGACGGCGAGUUUGGCGGAUGUGAAGAUGGAGGAAGAGGAGGAGAUGGUGGUUGACUGCAUUGACCAGGAUGAACUGAAAGGGGCGGGGUUUUCAAAUCUAAACAAUAAUCUGAUCUUCGAGGUGUUCAAGCACGUGGACGCGCGGACGUUGGGGAUGGCGUCGUGCAUGACUGUGGGAGGGUUUUUAACCCAAUGUGGGUGGAACUUCAUCCUUGAGGGCAUUUGGGCGAGAGUGCAGAUGCUUUGUUGGCCUCAGCUGGCAGAACAACAGGUUACUAGUAUAUGGAUUGGUGAGGUUUGGAGGAUUGGAAUUGAUAUGAAGGAUACGUGUGAGAGAUCCAUAGUGGAGGAGAUGAUAAGGAGAUUGAUGGAAGAAGGUGAUGAAAGAAAGGAAAUUUUGAGGUCGGUGGAAAGAUUUUCGAAGUUAGCCAGGGUUGCUAUUAGUGAAAGUGGGUCUUCAUACGACAACCUGGACAAACUUAUUCAAGACUUGAGAAACUUGUGA